AUGGAGUCCGUCCCUCCGGUCAGAUCCAGCCUCUUGGGGACUCUGCUGGUGGUGGUGAAGCUCCCCACACUGCUGGCCCAGAACCGGGCCCACCUCUGCAAUUUCCUGCCCCUCAAGACCACCCUCUUUAACCACUGGCUGUCAGGGCUGACCCAGGAGGCCCAGGGGUCCCACCCACCCGCCAAGAUCUCAGCCUGCCCCGUGGGCCGUGUUCUACAGGCUGGGCUGACACUGAUAGAAGUCCCUGUGUGGCUGGUGCGUCGGGCGCCCAGGCUGGUGUGGGCAGGCGUGCUGGGCUGUGCCCGGGCCUCGGGCCUGGCCCUGAAGCGGCUGGGUGCCUGGGAGCAGCUGGGCCUCUCUGCGGCCACCUGGAUGCUCUUGUCAUAUCUGCACGGCCUGAUGCUGGCUGCCGGGCUGCUGCUACUGCCGACCUGGAGACUGUGCCAGAAAGCCCACUGCUGCAGCCUGGGCCGGCUGCCAGGGAAGGCUCUGCUGGAGAACCGCGUAGUGCUGGGGACACCGGCAGUGCUGAAGCGUCUGCACUGCGGUGUGGAGAGCAUGGCAGCCCCCGCCUCCUGGCACCCAGCCUACCUUGUCACCUGGACCACCUGCCUCGCCUCCCACCUGCUGCAGGCUGCCUUUGAGCACACAGCCCAGCUGGCCCAGGCCCAGGAGGCUGAGCCCCAGAAGGCCUUGGGGCUCUUGUGUGAGUCCCCGCUCCCUGAGCCCCUGGCCUCCGAGGCUGGGCCAGUUCUGCCAGAGCCUGGAGCUCCUGUAGAAUAA
This is a messenger RNA of Delphinapterus leucas (beluga whale), 783 nucleotides long. RefSeq names its product transmembrane protein 270 (gene TMEM270). The record is from RefSeq and is a predicted model, not a curated record. Lineage: Eukaryota; Metazoa; Chordata; Mammalia; Artiodactyla; Monodontidae.